AUGAUUGUAAGUAUCCUGCUUGCUGUACCGUCAUGCAAUAGUACGCUAGCUGAUGCCUUAUUUUCUGCAGGAGUAUGUAACGAUGCUCUUUGGAAAGAGCUUUGGCAUGCAUGUGCUGGACCUCUUGUUAUCCUUCCCGGGGAAUGCGAAAGAGUGUACUAUUUCCCACAAGGCCACAUGGAGCAACUUCAAGUUCCAGAGGGUUUAGAACAUCAAGUGCCUCAUCAAUUCCAACUUCCAUCUAAGAUCCUGUGUAAAGUUGUUUCUGUGUGCCGCAUGGUUGAACCUGAAACGGAUGAAGUUUAUGCUCAAAUUGAUUUGCUUCCAGAGUCGGAUCAACCUGAUGAGUUAACUAGUCUUGAUACUCUCCCACCUGAACCUGCGGGUUGCAAAGUCCAUUCCUUUUCCAAGAUAAUUACACAUUCUGACGCUAGUUCCCAUGGAGGGUUCUUUAUUCCUCGAAAAUAUGCAAUUGAUUGUCUACCUCCGUUGGAUAUGUCCCAGCCGUCCCCUUCCCAAGUUUUGGUUGCCAGAGAUCUUCAUGGCUAUGAGUGGCAAUUCUGUCACAUUUAUCGAGGUCGACCCAGGCGUCAUUUGAUGAAUGGGUGGAGUGUAUUUGCUCGGGCAAAAAGAUUAGUGGCAGGCGAUGCCUUCAUCUUCUUAAAGUACAAUUGUGGGGACUUUCGUGUGGGGUUUAGGAGGUAUAUGAGUCAACAGCCAAACAGGCUACCUUUUGUUAUAUCGAGGAAAAGUACACAUAUGGGAAUUCUUGCCACAGCUGCUCAUGCGAUUGCAAAUGGAACUCUAUUUUCCGUCCUCUACAAGCCAAGUCGGUUUGAGUUCAUUGUAAGGGUUAACAAGUAUCUCGAAGCUCGAAACCACCAUCUAUCCAUUGGAACGAGAGUUGCGAUGAGAUUUGAGUAUGAGGAAGUUACAGAGGAAAGGUUCAAUGGCACAAUUGCCGGUGUGGGGGAAAACUUCUCGCCACAGUGGAAUUGUUCUGAAUGGAGAUCCUUUAAGUUAAUGAGCCUUCCUUUUUUUCAUUUUAUCUUUUGA
Linum tenue is the source of this 1056-nucleotide messenger RNA. NCBI's taxonomy places the organism in Eukaryota, Viridiplantae, Streptophyta, Magnoliopsida, Malpighiales, Linaceae. The record is from the annotation of a GenBank genome assembly.